CGUGUGCUUCAUGGCGGCCGAGUGACCGGUUCGUGACGUUGCCGACGUGUUAGAGUGCCGUUAUGCAAUAGGCGAGUGAUUCUGUGCGCCUGAUAUAAGUCGUUAAUAUCGCCACCCGCCGUAGUUGCACUCUCACUGCGCCGCCGAGACGUGGACGCCCACGCUUGUCUCGAAAUUCCGCUUGUUCCAGCACCUGUAUCUCCAGACAACUACCUUCGCACGGAAAACAAUGAGUGAAAAGGCGGACAUCGCGCUGAUCGGGCUGGCGGUGAUGGGCCAGAACCUGAUCCUCAACAUGAACGACCACGGCUUCACGGUGUGCGCCUACAACCGCACCACGGAGAAGGUGGACGCCUUCCUGGCCAACGAGGCCAAGGGCACCAAGGUCGUGGGCGCCAAGUCGCUGGAGGACAUGGUGGCCAAGCUGAAGAAGCCGCGCCGCGUCAUGAUGCUCGUCAAGGCCGGGCAGGCGGUGGACGACUUCAUCGAGAAGCUGGUGCCGCUGCUGGAGAAGGGCGACAUCAUCAUCGACGGCGGCAACUCGGAGUACCACGACACGGAGCGGCGCACCAAGGCGCUGCGCGAGAAGGGCCUACUCUUCAUCGGGACCGGCGUGUCCGGCGGGGAGGACGGCGCGCGGUACGGGCCCUCCCUCAUGCCCGGCGGCGACAAGGGGGCGUGGCCGCACGUCAAGGACAUCUUCCAGGGGAUAGCGGCAAAGGCGAACGGGGAGCCGUGCUGUGACUGGGUGGGUGACGGCGGUGCGGGCCACUUUGUGAAGAUGGUGCACAACGGGAUCGAGUACGGCGACAUGCAGCUCAUCUGCGAGGCCUACGACCUGAUGCGGCUCGCGCUCAAGAUGGACCACCAGGAGAUGAGUGACGUGUUAGCUGAGUGGAACAAAGGGGAGCUGGACUCCUUCCUGAUUGAAAUAACGAGGGACAUCCUCAAGUUCAAGGACAAGGAUGGUUCGUACCUGGUGGAGAAGAUCCUGGACUCUGCCGGUCAGAAGGGUACGGGCAAGUGGACGGCGAUAGCCGCACUGGAGUACGGGAUGCCCGUCACACUGAUCGGGGAGGCGGUGUUCGCGAGAUGCCUCUCGUCCCUGAAGGCGGAGCGUGUGGAGGCGUCGAAGCUCCUUAGCGGACCCAUCAAGAAGCCCAUCCUCAAGGACAAGGCACUCUUCCUGGAGGACAUCAGGCAGGCCCUGUACGCGUCUAAAAUAGUGUCGUACGCGCAAGGCUUCAUGCUGCUGCGAGAGGCGGCCAAAGUGCACAACUGGGACCUGAACUACGGAGCCAUCGCCCUGAUGUGGCGCGGCGGCUGCAUCAUCAGGAGCGUCUUCCUGGGUAACAUAAAGGCGGCGUUCGACAAGAACCCUUCGCUGCCGAACCUGCUGUUGGACGACUUCUUCAAGAGCGCAGUAGAGCGGUGCCAGAACUCGUGGCGCGAUGUGGUGUCGGCGGCGGUGCAGCUGGGCAUCCCGACGCCCACCUUCAGCACGGCACUCGCCUUCUACGACGGCUACCGCAGCCCGCGCCUGCCGGCCAACCUCAUCCAGGCUCAGCGGGACUACUUCGGUGCGCACACGUACGAGCUGGUGAACCAACCCGGAAAGUUCAUCCACACCAACUGGACGGGCCACGGCGGGAACGUCUCUGCCAGCACCUACCAGGCGUGAGGAGGGACCUUCACAGUUCCCGACAGCUGCAUUCACUGACAGGGCAGUGAUACGGAUGUCUGCUCAAAACUUUCCAAACCGAAACGGGGACUAAUCGAGUGAAGUGUGGUUGUGGAUGCUCGCGCUCUCUGGUGAUGUCGACUUCUGAAACUGGCGUGCUUCCAUUUGCCGGCUGUUGUAGGGUGAAGGUUUAAAUUAGCAUGGUUUUAUUGUACUCUAAACAGUUUAUUUAAUUUUAAUGCAGUGGUGUCAGUGCUGGCUGAAAGAGGCUGUUUUGGUUUCUCCGUCUGUCAUUCUUUGUCUGUUCCUCUGAUAGAAAACAAAUCAUUGUACAGGUAUGAGAUGUCUCGUGGAAUGGUUGUGUUAGCAUUGUAACAUCUGAGAAUGAUCUUGAGGUGGGCUAUUAUUAAGGUGCUGUUUUUAAACUCAGUUGUGUAGCAAUUUUACUAAACUCUACGCCAUUUUUAGCAAGCUUCUCUCGGAAUCCUGGCCAUUUUUUUGCAUCUCUUUAAGUACUACAUUUUCACUAUCAUAAGCUUGUAAACAGAUAAUGAGAAUAUAUUUUGGAAGUAGAGAGCUGCUUUAGAAGUGGAAUGGGAAUAUAGUGGCAUCAUUAAAGUCAAAUUACUUUAUGAUGUGUCCAUGAUGAUGAAUAUACUAAUAGCAUAACCUUGAGGAAAGCAGCAGCUAAUCAAUUUUAUUCAGUAUGGGGAACAAGGUUUUCAAAUUAUUUGGCAUAUUUCAGUUCCUCUAGAAAGUGUUUUCAUAUGUUUCUUACAGUUAGGGCUUACCUCCAGUUUCCAUUUGUUACAUUUUGAACCUUUGUAUUCAGCCUCAGUGAUGGUGAAUUUUGAUGAUUUUUGUGAAAAGAAGGAAAUUACUGUGAUGUUAUUACAGGAGAGAGCAAAUUGAAUUUUUAUAGGUAAUUUAAAGUUCAGAGGGAGUCCAUACCCUUAUACUUACUAUUAUUUUUCAAUGUCAGAUGGUGAGCCAGUAUUCAGUUAACUGAUGUGCCUUAAUGUUAUGUAAUAAGAUUACUGUUACAUUUAGUGUAGUCGGAGAAAGUUGAACGUGUCAGUGUGUGGUGAAAUAUUUAUGUAAGCAAGUGAAAUGUGAGUCUUUGAUAUGAAAAAAAGAAAUGUAAUAAUUUGUGGAAGCAUAUUUUAUACUGUUUGAAAAAAUGUGAGCUUAUAAUAUUGUAUCCAGGUUCAUUAAUUAUGUGCCAUGCUAAUGUGUUGCUUAUAUUGAUAUUUUUGGAUUCUGUAAUUUUCUAUUUUGCAGAAUUUGGCCUAUAGCUAUUGUUAUAAUGAAUUCAUGCAUUCCAGUCUUCCAUUUAUUUUUGAGAGCAUUUUAUAUUUUUUUUCCUUCUGAGCAUUAGAAUUUCCUGAUGGUGGGAUCAGACCUGUAAUGAGGGUUUGUACUGUAUAGCAGGUGGCCGCGGGUUGGACACCUUUAUUUUUUGCUUUAUGUGAUAUUAACAAUAAAACUUACUCCAGAGAA
Molecule: messenger RNA, 3181 nt
Organism: Schistocerca piceifrons (Central American locust)
Lineage: Eukaryota; Metazoa; Arthropoda; Insecta; Orthoptera; Acrididae
Gene: Pgd
Product: 6-phosphogluconate dehydrogenase, decarboxylating
Exons: 9
Coding region: 230-1681 (483 amino acids)
Biological process (GO): pentose-phosphate shunt; pentose-phosphate shunt, oxidative branch
Cellular component (GO): cytosol
Molecular function (GO): NADP binding; phosphogluconate dehydrogenase (decarboxylating) activity
Source: RefSeq, a predicted model, not a curated record